AUGGGGGAAUGGACGAUACUAGAGCGGCUGUUAGAGGCUGCUGUCCAGCAGCACUCUACUAUGAUCGGAAGGAUCCUACUCACAGUAGUAGUGAUCUUCCGGAUUCUAAUAGUCGCUAUAGUGGGGGAGACGGUGUACGACGACGAGCAGUCCAUGUUCGUGUGUAACACGCUACAGCCAGGCUGCAACCAGGCUUGCUACGAUAAAGCAUUCCCUAUAUCCCACAUCAGAUACUGGGUGUUCCAGAUCAUCAUGGUGUGCACCCCCAGCCUCUGCUUCAUCACCUACUCCGUGCACCAGUCGGCGAAGCAGAAGGAGCGGCGCUUCUCCACUGUUUACCUUUCCCUGGACAAGGACCAGGAUUCUAUGAAAAGAGACGACAGUAAAAAGAUCAAGAACACAAUUGUGAACGGAGUACUACAGAACACGGAGAACUCCACCAAAGAAUCCGAGACGGAUUGUCUCGAAGUGAAGGAGAUGCCUAGUUCAGUCAUGAGAACUACCAAGUCCAAAAUGAGACGUCAAGAGGGCAUCUCAAGAUUCUACAUCAUCCAGGUCGUUUUUCGAAACGCGCUAGAGAUAGGGUUUUUAGUGGGUCAAUACUUCCUCUACGGAUUCAAUGUCCCUGCCGUGUAUGAAUGUGAUCGAUACCCCUGCAUCAAAGAUGUUGAGUGCUACGUUUCAAGACCAACGGAGAAGACCGUGUUUCUGGUCUUCAUGUUCGCCGUCAGUGGGAUAUGUGUGGUCCUAAACCUCGCAGAACUCAACCACCUUGGCUGGAGGAAAAUCAAAACAGCUGUGAGGGGUGUGCAGGCUAGGAGAAAGUCAAUUUACGAGAUCAGAAACAAAGACUUGCCGCGUAUGAGCAUGCCCAAUUUCGGUCGCACUCAGUCGAGUGACUCCGCCUAUGUGUAGCGCCUAUGAGGCUGCUGGGGGUCAACAUGGUGGAUAACAGCUGUAUUGAGACAAAGCAGAAAUAAUGAUGUGUUGGAUACUAGUUCAUCUCACCAAUUUCCUUUGAAGUAGGUGGGGUAGAUCAAUUUAAUUUGUC
Messenger RNA from Sardina pilchardus (European sardine), 1051 nucleotides. It is a transcript of the gene gjd2b, whose product is annotated as gap junction protein delta 2b. Lineage: Eukaryota; Metazoa; Chordata; Actinopteri; Clupeiformes; Clupeidae. The record is from RefSeq and is a predicted model, not a curated record. Gene Ontology annotation, cellular component: connexin complex. The transcript has 2 exons. Gene Ontology annotation, biological process: cell-cell signaling. Bases 1 to 915 code for a protein of 304 amino acids. Gene Ontology annotation, molecular function: gap junction channel activity.